This is a messenger RNA of Andrographis paniculata, 2319 nucleotides long. RefSeq lists its product as uncharacterized. Lineage: Eukaryota; Viridiplantae; Streptophyta; Magnoliopsida; Lamiales; Acanthaceae. Gene Ontology annotation, biological process: DNA integration. The transcript is spliced from 5 exons. Gene Ontology annotation, molecular function: RNA-DNA hybrid ribonuclease activity; nucleic acid binding. The record is from RefSeq and is a predicted model, not a curated record. Bases 1 to 2319 code for a protein of 772 amino acids.
AUGGUAGCUCUAAUUCGAGAUCACAAGGAAUGUCUGGCAUGGGAUUAUUCCGAAAUGCCCGGAUUAGCGCGCAGUUUAAUAGAACAUAGGUUGCCUAUUAAAAAGGGGUUUAAACCUUACAAGCAACCACCAAGGAGGGUGAGUCCAGAAUUGAUGCCCCAGAUCAAAGAAGAAAUUGAAAAGCUACUAAAGGUUGGUUUCAUUCAUCUAUGUCGUUAUGCGGAAUGGUUAGCCAAUAUCGUUCCGUACAACCUGAAAAUGAACCCAACGAAAUGUGCCUUUGGAGUUUCGGCGGGGAAUUUCUUGGGGUUCUUAGUACAUGAAAAGGGAAUAGAGAUUGACGCGAACAAAGCCAAAGUUGUUCUAACGAUGCGAUCGCCUCAGUCGGUCAAAGAGGGUAGAUUAAUGAAAUGGGCUAUUAAGUUGGCUCCUUUUGCACUACACCAUCGACCUCUCAAGGCAGUGAAAGGACAAGUUGUGGCCGAUUUGUUGGUUGAGUUUACAAGCGAUGGAUCAUCAGAAAACAAAAUAAUGUCAUAUAUUGGCACCAGCCCUUGGAAAAUGUUUUUUGAUAGUUCCCGUUCGAAAGGAAAGUCGGGAGCAGGAGUAAUACUAGAAGGACCAGGAGGCGGCAAAAUUAAUUUGCAGCUUCAAAUGGAAGAUAUGACACACAACUCCGCAGAAUAUGAAGCACUAAUUUUUGGUCUGGAAGCACUUAUCGCUAAGGGAGUGCAGUCUGUGUUAAUCUAUGGGGAUUCUCAACUUGUUAUCAACCAAGUAUUGAAACGGUACGCGUGUAAUUUUCCCCAUUUGCGUAGAUACCGAGAUGUAGUGCUACACUUGUUAUAUAGAAUCGGGGAAGUAGUUUUUGAGCAUGUGCCAAGAGCGGAAAAUCAGUUGGCUGAUAAUCUGGCUCAGAGCGCUUGUCAGCAGUUGAUUGGCAGUCUCGAUUUUAGGACUGAUUGGAGAACAGAGAUUACGGAAUAUUUGGAAUCUCCAAAUUCUACUGCUCCGGUUCGUGUUCGCUUAAAGGCUUUGCGUUUUCAGCUAAUUAAUGGGAUUUUAUAUAAAAGAACCUUUGAAGGGGUUUUGUUGAGGUGUUUGGGACAUGAUGAAACUAUUAAAAUAAUGAAGGAGGUCCAUGGAGGAAUGUGUGGUGCGCAUCGGGCAGGUUUAAAUAUGCGAUGGGCCAUUCAUCGUAUGGGAUUCUAUUGGCCGAAGAUUUUUUAUGAUUGUAUCAGAUUUUUCAAGGCAUGUCAAGAGUGCCAGAAGCAUGGUCCUUUACAUCAUUUGCCAACAGUGGAUUUGCAGACAAUGGUUAAACCUUGCUCAUUCAAAGCUUGGGCAUUGGAUGUAAUUGGAAAGAUUCAUCCAGCCUCGUCGAAACAACAUUCUUUUAUUCUUGUGGCAACUGAUUAUUUUACCAAAUGGGUAGAAGCAGUUCCCUUGAAGAAUCCGACGCAGAAAGAAGUGAUCGAAAUUGUACUCAAUCAUAUCAUCUAUCGAUUUGGAAUUCCUCACACUCUCACAACCGAUCAAGGGUUGAUGUUUACUGGGGAGAAGUUUAUUGAGUUUUUGGCCGAAUACAAUGUCAAAUUACACCAUUCUUCACCGUAUUAUCCACAAGCGAAUGGAUUGGCCGAAGCAGCAAAUAAAAUUAUUAUUGGCAUUAUCCGGAAAAUGGUGGAGGAGAAUCCAAGGAAAUGGCAUACUCUGCUCUCUCAAGCAUUGUGGGCUCAUCGAAACAGUAGAAGUACUUCUACUGGAUUCUCUCCAUACCAAUUAACAUUCGGGCAAGAUGCAGUAUUACCUGCAGAAUUUAUCGUACCUUCACCCAGGGUGACCAGUACAACAGCCUAUGUUGAUGAGAUGUAUUUACAAAAGAUGUGGCAACAAUUGGAAGAGUUAGAUACAGAUCGAUUGAACGCAUUGGACCAAGUAAUUAAGCAGAGUAAGAUUAGGGCAAAAUAUUACGGAAAAAGGGUGGUCCCAAAGCUCUUUGCAGAAGGUGAUCUGAUUGUGCUCAGUUCGGGACUUCAUGUCCUGCAAAGACUGAAUCUCUCGUUUAGCGAGGACACUCAGUCUGGAGAGUGUUUAUCUUUGUGGUUGAAAAUCGUUGUUCCAACUAAGGUCUGGGAGAAUGGCGGUUACAUGAUGCGUGGUGGCCUAUGGGGUGCUUUCCUACUAAGAAUGGUUGGAGAGCACCUUCCCAAUUUGAGAGAGGAACACGGAGACGAGGAGAAACCAUAUUGCAUGGAAAGUAAUGGUGAUGUUUUGGAGUUGGAGGUACGGAGUUUAUAUAAGUAUUCUGGUUUCUAA